Mercenaria mercenaria is the source of this 10153-nucleotide messenger RNA. Its product is annotated as G-protein coupled receptor dmsr-1-like. Gene Ontology annotation, biological process: G protein-coupled receptor signaling pathway. Lineage: Eukaryota; Metazoa; Mollusca; Bivalvia; Venerida; Veneridae. Gene Ontology annotation, molecular function: G protein-coupled peptide receptor activity. The transcript has 3 exons. The coding region runs from base 1027 to 2217 and encodes 396 amino acids. The record is from RefSeq and is a predicted model, not a curated record. Gene Ontology annotation, cellular component: membrane.
CAAAUCGCGAAUCUCUCCGAGAUACGCAGAAGUGUAUGUCAAAAGUGUGAAUCGUUCUUAGACUAAAAAUUCGCAGUAACACAUCAGACGUUCGAGAGUGAUUGCAGAUGAAGCAGAAAUCAAGUGGUAACAUUUCACCCAGAGACGAUCUGUUUAAAUGUUAAUUGAAGCUAUGUCUUGAAAGAAGAGAUGAGAUGAUUACAGUCUAAGCCCACACAAAUUAAGGAGAAUUUUGAACGAUAAUUUCGUGAAGUCUCUCGAAGAUCAAACGUGCUAUAUACGCUUAACAAGAAGUAUACAUUUACAAUAAUCAAAGCCAGUGUGUAAUUGAGUUGAAGCCAACAAUAGCGAUUGGAGGUCAACUUAAUGAUGUGUAAAUGGUGAAUAUGAUUUUAUGAAUUUAUACGAAAAUUUCCAUGGUUAAUUAAUGAUUGUGUCAAGCUUGGGUAUUGUGAGUUUCCACUACAUUUCACAGAUACUUCUUAUCACGGAAAUUACGACACAAAAGGAUGUGAGCUGUAUUGAGAAAUUCAUUCAAAGCUGUUUCUACGAUAACAAGUAACAGGGUUGGUGAAUAUUCAUUACGGUGGAUCGUUACUUUAGAAUCGCUGUGAUCGGCAUUCUGCAAUCUUGAAAACCGUCAACGGAAAAGAUAUUUAUUAUCAUAUAUAACCAUUCUCAGCACGACCUCAAUUAAACCAGGAAUUUACGGCUUCAUUAGAGAAAUUGCAUGGCCCUGAAGACAAAUCACCGCGCCUAAUAGAUGCAAUUUAGCAAACACCGCUCUGUCGCCCUCAUCUCAAAAUUGUUUAAUUAACGACAAAGCCGAUAGUGCUAGCUUUAAGAAAGACGAAGUGGUGAGAAAGCCAGCUUCAUUGUUUUAAAUUACUUCAGACGGAUUUCUGACAGCUGUGGCGUAAUUGCUGUGACCAGGAUUAUUUAAAACGCGAGGAAAAGUGUUGUAAGCAUUUUCUUUCGGAUUUGUAUACAAUUUUCUCAGUGGUAUUGACGACGAAAGCUGCAGCGAUGGGAACGGACUACACGCCUUAUACAACCUCGGUAAACACCUUUUUUGAAAAUAGUUCAGACUCUUUGACAAACAUUCAAAAUGCUACGCAAGCAACGAUUCUUCAGGAAUCUGACCUUAUGAAGUUUCAGGUAAAAUACGCUCGGAUUCACGGAUAUGUCAGUGCUUGCGUUUGUUUGUUCGGGUUUUUGGCAAAUAUUGCAAAUAUAGUAGUGUUGACGAGGAAGAAUAUGAUAACGUCUACAAAUGUUAUAUUAACGUGUCUAGCUGUUGCUGACCUUUUUACAAUGUUGGAUUAUUUUCCGUUUGCCAUGCACUUCUACAUACUAAAAGACCCAGACCUACAAUUUCCGAGUACUCGGGGAUACGGUUGGAUAUGUUAUCUGCUUUUCCAUGCAAAUUUCAGUGUUGUAUGUCAUUCUUGUGCAAUAUGGCUGACCAUUGAGUUAGCAACCUUCCGUUUUGUUUGCAUAUGGUUUCCAACCCGAGGGAGCGCAUACUGUACUGUGAUAAGAGCAAUAGUAUGUGCAGCAAUCAUCCUAGGGUCCGUCUUAUUUUUGUGUGUACCAAAUAUGAUCAUAAACAACAUGAAAAGUAGCUAUUCCAAUAUCACUGUUGGAAAUACAACAAGACUGGACAUUGUCUAUAACCAUGUGUACAGAGAAGGAGGGGCAUUUGUACACAUUGACAAGCUGAAUAAAAUGAUACAAGCUACCAUAUUUAAAAUCCUUCCCUGCUUUUUACUUACUGUAUUAACAAUUUUGCUGGUUGUUGCUAUGCAUAGAGCGUAUAAAAGAAGAAUGGCCUUAAAGAACCAAGGACGCCGCCAGGAAUCGGAUCGCCACGGCGAACAUAAUAGAACAACAGUGAUGCUUCUUGCGGUUGUUGUCUUGUUUUUGCUGACCGAGUUACCACAAGGAAUUUUAACAAUUAUGGGUUUGAUUGAGGAGAGGUUUUUCUUCGAGGUUUACCAACCUCUGGGCGACAUACUAGACAUAAUGGCUUUGUGUAAUAAUGCAAUAAAUUUUGUUUUAUAUAGUACAAUGUCAAGGCAGUUUCGAGAAACAUUUGUUUCCACGUUUUGCUGGUUUUGUCCGAAGUCAAGGCCUGGUUGGAUGAAAAUGGAACUUGUAAAAACAAAACCAACACAGAACGGAAACACUAUGAUGACAGAACAUACCCAUGUAUAGUUUUUUAAACUGUAUUAUUUCAAAGCAGCUAUGCCUUAUCACCGUUCUUCGAGUUCGUGUCGUAUAUCAUACCUGAUAGUGAUUCCUUGCUAGUACACACUUGUUUGUGUCUGAAAUAAUAAAUAAAUGGCUUUAACGCAGAGGUGUACUGGUCAGGAACCCAGGCAAUCCUUGCGUGUAUCAGUGCUAUACACUGGGCACGUUAAAGAACCAGGCUGUCUAUUCGAAACGAGCUAGGCUAAGUCAGCCGGACAAGCCUGUAUCUGAUUUCUGAUCUCUGUCGUGGGGGGCUUUGUCUCACUCUGUCCCUCUGGUCAGAUCGCUCUGUGACUGUACUAAUAGAGGAUGAAUUAUGCGCCCUGUGUGGCUGUAUUUGAACUAUGUAAAGCGCCUUUGAACGUGAAAUUGAUCAUGAAAAGGGCGCUAUAUAAAUCUGGUAUAAUAAUAAUAAUAAUAAUAAUAAUAAUACAAAGGAUAACUUUAUUCAUUUCUUUAUAUUUGUCUUACAGUUAUUAAUGAAAGAUCUAAUUCAAGGUAAUAAGUGCUGUAUCAAUGUUGUAUUUUCUAAACAAAAGCAAUAUUUUAGACACGAAAUUAUAUUAUCAACACAAAAUAAUUUGUAGAGAAAGUAUAACUAAAAAUAAGAUGGUCUGGCAUAGCUGUUUUAAACUGUAAAGAAUUAUUAAUGCUCAUUUUGUCCGAUAUAUUAUAUGUACUGUAAAUGCUUUUGUUGGAUAGAUCACAUCUUUACAAACAUUUUACAUCAAAAUAUUCCUGCCCUCAGAUUCUACAUCUCACAUAAGCAGAUUCAAAAUAGUUUCGUCGAUUUUGUUAUGUUCAAAUUACGUCUUCAGUUGUGUUUCAAUACAUUUUUUAAUAAGAAAGAAGAAUUCUUAAAAUUAUGUUUGUUCUUUAAUUUGCUGUUUACGAGAGAACGAUGGAUGAAAUGGACGUACACAAUCAUUUUAGUCUGUCAAAUAGUUUGUUUCGUAAAUGUUUCACUUCAUAUAAAUCUAAGAUAAUAACUUGUCAUUAAUGACAAAACUACUCGUAUAUAACUUUCUUAAUUUGGUGACAAAAUGAUGUCUAAUUAACGCGGAUACAAUGAUAUUUUUGUUUCAAUUUUCGAAAUGGAUUUACGUUUUCCAAGACCUUUCAGUGAACCGAUAAUAAAUCUUAUCAUCUUGGUCUAUCUACAGCAGUUGUACUGUAUUCUGUAUAAACAAAACAAGAAUUCUGUAUUAACAAAAAAAGAACGACCAGCAGUAAACGAUCUUAUUAUAAUAUCUGACUGAAACAUCCAAUUUGCUGUAUUGAAAUAAGUGUUGCAAAAGGACUUUAGCUUUGAAACAUUAGGAAAUGGUGGUUUUAUAAUGCGUUUGACAAUAACUAUUUUGUCGUUAUUUUUAUGAGUUGUUUGGUUAAUAUUUUCAACACAAAUAUACUUUUUACGUUUAAGAUUUUUGUGAGUUAAGUGUCAUUCUAAAAUAUUCAGUCUCGUAUUAUUCAGGAGAGCUAGAAGAUUAGUAAUCAAAAUAAAUAGCAAUAUUAGGACUCCAGCUGAUAUUUGGCGAAUUAUAGAAAUUAAGCACACUGGCAUACAAAAUAUACUUUUCACACUGACUGAAAAUAGGAAAGUACACAAUUAUGAAAAGUUUGAUUAAAAUGGACAUUUUGGAUUUUUUUCUGUACGCGAAAAUGUCAUCGAAAGUACGAUUGUUUUCCAUACAAGUGCGUUGUGAUAUUGACCGGAGAGGCAGUAUUUUCUAAGCGGUCUGACUAAAAAACUCGAGCACAUGGUAGUAUCUUUUAAUUGUUUUAUUUGCUGAAUUUCCUUAAAAUACAUUUGCGCUUUGACAUAUUUGUUCUGUAUUGUAGUUCCUUAAAAAUAAAGUCCAAACACAAUUUAGGUUAAUUUAUUUUAUGUUUAAAUGUUUGUAUAGAUGUGAAUCGAAGGUUGCUGUGUAAAUGUAUUCACAACGUGUCCUUUAUAAUGUUGAAUUGAAGUUAAGGAAUAAUGACAUACAGAUAGACAUAUCACUCAUGUUUCACUAUUUCAUUGCAAAGGAAAAAAGUGUAAAUAAUUACUUUUAGAUAAAACAGUAAUUAAUAAUUGAUUUUAUUUAAUGUUUUAGACCCACACUGGUCGGAGACCAACGACCGGACACUUUUUAAACUUUUUUCACGAUAUCUUCAGUAAUUCUUUAUACCCGACACUUGAAAUUUCAAUUGAAUAAAGUUAAGUCAUCCUCCAAACCAAAAUGCAUAUUUGUUUACCGCUAAAUAAAAGGGUUUUUUUUUGUGUGUCAAGAACUUACAUUCAAAAGAUGUUCUAUGGAAUCUUGUAGAAAAGCAAGCGUCUGAUUGAUCGGCAACAAAUGAUUCAACUCUAGUGACAAAAUAAAGCGUUUACAGGGGUGUCCGGGUUUGAUGGUCAUCCGGAUUUGUUGGUCGCUGACCAAUAAUGACAGUCGGCAAUUUCCGUGCCAUCACGUAUCUUCAUUAUGCGAUCUCGCAUCUUUCGGCCAUAACAGAAAAUGCAGAAUGCCGAUAUUGCAUUCAGAGAAAACGGACACGAACGGAAAAUUACGGUUGUCAUUACUGGUCCAUUACCUUAACCUUCACCCUGCUAAAUUUCUAAAAUGGACUGGUCCAUCUUUCAAUUUAGGCAGUACCAUUUGUUUAUCAAAAGGGUGUUCACUGAAAAUUUACUUACCGAAUAGCGAAUAGUGCAGACCAUGAUCAGACAGCUGAUUUUGGUCUGCACUGGUAGCAAAGGCAAAAUCACUUGUCGUCAGCAGGCUAAAGGUUAUGUCUUUUCCUGUUAAAAUUGUCUCCUCGUUAUGUAAAUUAGCUAUUGUAAUAUUUACAGAAUGACCAUUUAUUAAUUGAACACUUUUAAUAUGAUUAUCAAUAUAAAUGUGUAUCAUAAGGGCCAAAAAAGCCAUACUAUAAUUACAUGUUCAUGCCCUCUGCUCAACUGAGUAAAAAAUGUUUAAUUCAAUUUUAGCAUUUUUUUUUCAACGGUUAAAUGUUUAAUUUUACAAAAAGAACUGUUCCUUUGUUAUAUUUAGAGACGAUGAUUUUGAACCCGUUUUCUAGUUGAGCUUUGAGUAAUGUUUAUUUCUUUAACAAUGCUAUUUUCAUCAGUAUAUAUUUUAAAACUUCGUUGCUUUUUCCUUGUUUAAGCGAUAGAUAUGCAAAUUAAACUCAUAUUUGAUAUAUAAUUCUCCCUCUUUUAUUUUAUGAAAUGUUUAUACUAUACUACGAGCUGAAUCAAUACUUUGAGUGCUAGUUGUAUUCCUGUAAUUAUGAAAUAGACAUUUGAAAUUUUCCACCAAGGUGGAAAAAUGUUGUCAUGAAAAUCAAAUAUUCUAUCAAGUGAACUUCAAACCUUUCGUGCAUCUUAUGAAUUCAAUACUCAACCUUUAAUUCUUUAACAUUCUUAAUGCUUUUUAAUCGUUACUUUAGUUCACAAUUCGGUUUUUGUUGGUUUUGGAUAACUCGAUUAUUUUGUGCGCCACCACGAGUGCUUAAGUAGUCUGUGUUUGAUGUAACAACUCUAUUGAUAUAAGCUUAUCAAUUUUACAGAAGGGUACCUUAGUACUUCAUAAAUGAGCCGUGCCAUGAGAAAACCAACAUAGUGGGUUUGCGACCAGCAUGGAUCCAGACCAGCCUGCGCAUCCGCGCAGUCUGGUCAGGAUCCAUGCUGUUCGCUAACAGUUUCUUUAAUUGCAAUAGACUUUGAAAGCGAACAGCAUGGAUCUUGACCAGAUUGCGCAGAUGUUGGUUUUUUUUCAUGGCACGGCUCAAAUGUUACUCUUAUAAAUAUAUAAUUCUGAUAGCAAUAUGCUUUCUGUUUGCAAUAUAUGUAAAUAAACAUUAGAUUUAUAAAUAUAGCAAUAAGUUGAUUUACGUUAAGAUGCAGAAGUGAUAUUAUGAUAACUAUGACUUGAACAUUUGUUUGUGUAGUAGUAGGUAUUGUGUCUUCGUGUUGAAAUGGUUUUUUUUCUGUAAGAAGUUCUAAUGUUGUAUAUUAUUAGGAUAUUUGAUGUUGUUAUAUGCAAUACAGAGAUAUAUUUGGACGAACACCUGUUCGGCAAAAAUAAAUUGGACGAGCCAAUAUACAUCCCAUUUGUUUUUCUGGACGUGUUCGAGUCCAAGUAUAUCUCGUAUUAUACAGGAUAAUGUUAAAUAAUCUUUUUAAUAUCUGCUUAUUUUUCUUAGUAAUUAAGGACGCAGAGGCAUCGCUUCAAUGAACAAUUAAAUUAAAAUGUUGAUAUUUAGGCUGGUAGUUUUGUUGGUCAGCUUUGUUUACCGUUAAGUUAAUAAUAGAUAUUCAAAUUUGUUGAAUCGUCCGAUACGAAAUACAUGUAUAUUGUAUCAAAUACGGAAAUAUAUUGGACGGUCACAUGGUACAGAUGCGAAUCAUUGAUUGGAAGAGAAAAGUAGGUAUAGAAAACAAUGCAUUUUAUUGUAAAUGAAUAAUGUUUGCGUUUCAAUAUAUACAGAACUCAUUACCGCAACCAUUGUUUGUUAAAUAUAUUUUCAUAGUGUAUGUGGAAAUUUUCAGUUGUAUAUCAGUAGGAAAUGUGAUAUCUUAAUGUACGAGUAAACUAUACAUUAAUUUUAUACUUUUUCAUCUUUCAACCUGAGAAACAUAUAUGAUAAUAUGUAUGAUAAUCAGCUGUUCGGUAGGUCAUCUAAAAUACCUUUUUAAUAGAUGUAAGGGGUCAUUUCGCCUUGUCGUAGUUAUAAAUACAAUAUUAGCAACAAAUAUUCAGGAAGACAUACAUAAGUUCAACUGUGUGUUGCAUAACAAGAAUCAUGCAAAUUAGUAAGUUAUCACACGCUAACAAGCAAAAGCAGCGGUAAAUCCAUGGCCUUUUUUCUUUGAAACGUUUGUUUCGCAGGAUAUAUAGAAUACAAAAUGUAAUUCAAUGCUGUUUCAUAUGGAGUAACAACGACUCACAAUGUCAAAUUGGAACCAUGGUCACAGGAAUAGAAUGUCAAUCUAUAGCCUAAUAAUAAUAAUUUAAUGAAAAACAAAACUCAACCUGGACAACAACUUAUUCUAACGUUUCAAUUUUGGCUUAAUCUGUUAAUAAAUAGUUAUGGAACUUUCUGAACAGUUUAAUUAGCAUAUUAAACCAUUCUCUGUGAGGUCUUCUUUUUUAAAUUUCGAAGACGAUUUCAUUUUCAAAAUUUCUCAUGAGGCAAACUUGUACACAUAGAAGACAUUUUUGAGUCGGCUAAACGCUGAAAGCGUUUUGACGAGUCCUUGCUGUUCAGCGAUUCUCAAAAUGGACCAAAUAACACAGUGAAGGGAUGUAGUUCCAUUUGAUUUCUCAAACUUCAAACAGUUCACUGCAUGAAUGAAGUAAGUUGUGUCAAUUCCCUUUGCUAUGACCAAUAUACGAUUUAAUCUGUCAUAUUUAUGACUUGUAAUUGUGCAAUACUCGAAUGUAACUCAUUAAGCAUAAAUGUGCAUUUUAUGAAUUGCGCAGGCUUACAAAGCUUGCGUAACAUCCAGCGAAAAACAAAAAAUAGUUCCACAGGGCUCCAGAUAAGAUGCGUAUUAGCGUAAAUUAUGUAUAGAAAUAAUGCAAAUACGCAUGUCUAAUAAUUUCUAAGCGUAUAAAAACGUAUAUAAAAUUACAGAAAUGCACACAAUGCUUUUUUAAAAACAAAAUCUGAAUCGUCUGGAUGCGUUAGGUAACAUAGCCGAUCAGCCUUAAUUCUCCCACAUUGAACGUAUACACGCAUCGUAUGAUUUCUAUAAACUUUGCGUGAGUUGAAUUUUGCAGUCAGUAAAUGGAUAAAUUAUCGGAAGAAGAAGCUCUUACUGGUUUGUUUAGUUACUACAGAUAUUAAAAAUGAUUUUAAUUCUUAUUUUUCGAGAAAUAAACAAAUCGGCGGAACAUUAAAUUGUAUUUUCUUGUAGUUUUUGAAAUCGAAAGUAGAUCGUCUAUGUUUGGCUGCUUUCACGAAACGAAACAACUUUUUAUGAAAAGAUUUAAAUAAGAGGUAAUUUAACCGUAAACUUCAAUGUCAGAUACUGCCAAUUGCUGCUAAAUGUCUUCAUAUCAUCACAAUUUGUAAAAUAUAUUGUUGAAACUGGAGAAAAGUGUAAUCGUAUCUGGAUAUAAUAUUUUGGGUAAAUAUCGAGAUGUGUUAUGAAAUUUCAAGAAAAAAAACUAAAAACAAACUGAAACUGGUAGACUAUACUGUCAGUACAUCAAUCAUUAGCCGACUCAGGCCCUUCAGGCCUUUGAUUUCGCCUUAAAAUUAACAGCAUUAACUACUUUAAAAUUUCGAAAGAUCCAUAUCUACAUGUAUGACAUAUUUCUUAAUCUUGCAACAAGUCAAAAUUCUCUUACAGUUUGGUGGAUCAAACAGAAAGUAACGAACUCCUUACUUGAUUCACUUUUGUUCCAGCUUUCAUUUUAGUUAAGACUGUACCUUAACAUAAGAAGCUUUCUAUAUAUUCGGAAGCAAACUUAAUGUUGAAAAAUAUAUAAAUAUUUGCUAUGAAGUAAAGUUAUAUUGUUCGGAAUACAAUGUUUUUUGUCAAUAUUUAGUUAAGUUUUUGUUUUAUAUAUAUAUUAGUAGUAUGGCGUAUGCGUUUGUUUCAAACUUAAAAAUAUUUAGUAUCGUACUUAAAAUCGAAUGAUGUGUCUGUGUUCGUGAUUUGUUUAUGUAUGGACAUGACUCAUUACAGACUGCAUGUUGUCAUAUUAUAAACAACGCUAUUUUAGUUUGAUUUCAUUUAUUACAAGUUUUUAAUCAAUGCUUGUUAAGUUUAAAUCAUUUUUAUAUGCUUAUAUAUAUAUAAAAAUAUUUUAGAUUUUACCGCGCGAUUAGUUUUUAGUUCCAACGUAGAUAGUGCCGCCUAACUAAAUUUCGUACAUAAAACAGUUCAUCUUUUAGAAAUAUUUUUUUCACAUUCUCACAGUGGAUGAUACCGCAAACUGAAUUCCUCAUGAAAGUUGUUUAGGAAUAUUGUUUUUUUGUACAUUCUUUUAUAUGUAUGUGCAGUGUUGCAGAGUAAGAGUGCUGAAAAAAAGAUAUUCAGGCAAUGCUUACCGGCAAAUGUUAAACGUACAAGAGACAAUGGCAAACAUGAAUAAGUCACUAGCAAUGACGUCAUAAAGAUAGUAACCUAAUAAGAAAUCAUAUGAGCCAUGCCAUGGGAAAACCAACAUAGUGGCUUUGCGACCAGCAUGGAUCCAGACCAGCCUGCGCAUCCAACAGUUUCUCCAAUUCCAAUAGGCUUUAAAAGCGAACAGCAUGGAGCCUGACCAGACUGCGCGGAUGCGCAGGCUGGUCUGGAUCCAUGCUGGUCGCAAACCCACUAUGUUGGUUUUCCCAUGGCACGGCUCAUAUGAUAAAUAUCAUUACUAUCUACAUGCAUAUUAAUGUAUUUUAUGUUUGUAUUACUUCAUUUUGCCAGUUUAUGUCCGAUUUAUAAUGCACGAGCAAUAGUAAGUAAGUAAUACGUCUUUAAUAAUACGUAGAAUAAUUUGUGGCCUAUUGAUAUAUACACCAGUGUAUAAUUUGCGUGAAUAGACUGUUCAGUUCAGUUCAUUUUGUUAUUUGUAUAGGAUUUAAGUAAAAAUGUAUAAUUUGUAUUUGCAUCAAAUACGAGUAGAUGACAUUGCAGGAUUACAGUUGUAAUAAUAUUUGUGCUAAUAUUUGUAGUAUUAUUAAUUCCUGGUGAUAAAUUCCUGUUGCCUAGAUGUGCAUAUCAUCACAUUGUUUUGAAGCAGAUGUAAGUUGAAAAUAGUCUUUCCUUGUGUAGUGUUACGCUGAUCACGUCUCCGAAAAUGUUUAUUUUAUCACUGAUUUUCACUGUUAUUUGUUUCAUAUAUCACAUCAUGUAAUUACAACAUCAUAUCUAGUGACUAGAUUAAACAAUAAAAACGUUGUGAAAAUA